Molecule: messenger RNA, 7860 nt
Organism: Bradysia coprophila
Lineage: Eukaryota; Metazoa; Arthropoda; Insecta; Diptera; Sciaridae
Gene: Root
Product: ciliary rootlet coiled-coil, rootletin
Biological process (GO): mitotic chromosome condensation
Cellular component (GO): condensed chromosome; condensin complex; chromatin
Molecular function (GO): chromatin binding
Source: RefSeq, a predicted model, not a curated record
UAAUGCUGAGAGAAGGAAAAAUAAGGCGACUAACAAAAUUCUAUUAACUAUAAACGUUGCUACGGGACACAUUCCUAACAAAUUUAUCGUUAAACGAACAACUAACUGGUGCAUACCUUGUGAGGCAUUCCGUGAAGAUUUAGUUCCUCUUCAGAAUACGACCAAAGCGGAUGUUCAUUACAGGACGUCUAGUUCGUUGAACUUUGUUGGAUACCAAGAACAGUGCUAGGAGUGUACUUAGAGUGUUUCAAAAAGAAAAGAAAAAAUUGUUGGCCUUACCGUGUGCAAAUAAGGAAACUGUAAUGUCUCGUUUGGCUCAUAAAGAUCCUUCUGGAUUAACUCGAUCAAAUUCAUUGGAAAAGCGGAAGCCAUUUUCCCGACCGAUUAUCAACAAAGGUCGCUUCGAGCCGGGAAGUGUUACAACUAGAAUGGCCAGUCCAACGCCAAACGAUUCGAAUUUGCUGUUGAGACAGAAUCAGGAUCUGCGUCAACGUUUACAGGACGAGGCUAGUAACUACCGAAAACGAUUGGACACCUAUAAACAGGCUCAACAAAAUCAGGCCGCUUUGGUUGGACGAUUGCAGAAUAAAGUGUUACAGUACAAGCAAAGAUGCAAUGAUUUGGAGGGCAAGAUUCACGAUGUAUUACCGAUAACACCACGAACUGGGUCAAGUACUACGGCAUUGCCUCUGCCCGCUACAAGUUAUUCUGCAGCUCCAAUUAGUCUCCCUUGUACAUCGUCUGUUGAACAUUCUGCCCCUUUGCGGGAAUACCAAGAUGAUCAUCACGACGACCUUGCUAGGCGAUUGGAAGAUGAAAAGCACCGGUGUGAACAAUUACUGUCACACAAUAACAUCUUACGUCAACAACUGGAGGAAUCUCAUCGCACUAACGAAGCACUAACCAAUGAUUUGCAAAAACUGACAACCGAUUGGGAACAUUUACGAGAUGAUGUCAUUGCUAAAGAGGAUGAAUGGAAAGAAGAAGAACUCGCAUUCAAUGAAUACUACAACUCCGAACAUAAUCGAGUGUUGAAUAUGUGGCGUGAUGUUGUGUCCGUAAAGCGUCUCUUUAAGGACAUGCAAAUUUCGAUAAAGUCCGAAUUGGGUCGUAUGCGUAACGACAUUAGUGGAGCGAAUCGAGAAGUUGCUGGCGCCUGCGGAGGUGUAUCCGUUAAUAUCAAGCAAGCACUUCGUAAUGAGGAAGCCCAUCAAAUGCAAAUUGAUCGUAUGAACGCUGAGCUACGAUCCCAGCUGAACAACUUGAAGACCCAAUAUGACAACAGCAAAAUUGAAAUUUCGCAACGAGAUCAGCGUUUACAAGAGCUAUUGCUUGACCUGAAAACACUCGAAGAUCGGUGCAUUCAAGCCGAAAGCCAAGCUUCACAGAACAACCGACUAAACGAUGAAAUCGAGCGCUUGAAUGUAGCACUACGCGAUAUUGCUCAUGUGGUUGUACAUGAUGCUGACGCUGGCGGUGAAAUUGACUCAGCUGCUCAACAUCUUCAUUUGUCUCAGGGUGGUAUAGCUGCAGCCCCUCGAUCACCGAAACGUGGCGGUGUUCGUACGUCUCAGGCAUUCGCCGAAGGAACUAUAUCAGCUGUACAGGCAGCUCUCCACAAAUACCAGCUGCUGUUACAUGACCUUCACGUCAAGUUACAGUCGAACACCGACACCCUUCAAAUGACUAAGCGUCAAUGCGAUUCGUCGGAGCAUACGCGAGAAAUACUCACCGUAAAAGUAACUGAAUUAACGGACAAAUUAGAUGCAACCAACUUACAAUUAUCGGAAUUAUGCAAAGAACGAGACAGUCUCCAGAAAACAUUGGACAACCUUCGAACCGAUAAACAAUCCGCUGAGCGAGGUAAAGCUGAAUUGAACACUGUUGUGGAUGGAUUGAACAGUGACUACGAAAAACUGCAAAAUGUCAACAGCAAACUGCAGAAAUAUGCCGAUUCGUUGGAUGAGGACAAGAAAUUGUUGGAGUUGGAAUUGCAACGCGUUACGAAGGAUAAGGAAAUUACGGAAAUGAAUUUACGAGCCGAAGAAGAACGCGGCAGCCGUAUGCGUGAAGAGACGAUAAUUCUGCGUGAGGAGCUGAACAAGUUGUAUCUAACGAGAGAUCUAUUGGAACAACAACGUUUGGAAUCGGAUGGAAUGUUGUCGAUAAUCGAAAAGCAAAAAAUGGAAUUGGAGUACGACAUCGACCGUUUGAGUUCCGAGCGAAUCGAUCUAUUGAAUCAAUUGGAAAAGUCAAGUUCUUCCAACGACAACGUAACCAUGGAGGCCAAGCAGUUGAAUGCUGCCAUUGCCGAAUUGGAGGCAGAAAGGAAUGCUCUGAAAAACACUACCGCUGAUCAAGCUGCUGAUUUGUCUGCCUUGAAGAAAGAAUUGAUUGUAGCGGAACAGACACGACUUGAAUUGGAUUCGGAGAAAUUGGCAGUCAGUGAAAAACUGAAGUUUUUGGAAAUCGACAAAGACAAGGUUGAACAGGAGCUGAGCUGCGUAAUGAGGGAAAGAGGUGAUUUGACGAAUCAAUUGGCAGUGGUAACGCGAAAGAAGGAGCAAAUUGGCGAAGAGCUGAUGAGAUUGAGACAGCGUUUGGAACAAGCCAAUGAGACUAACAACCGUUUGAAUCGCAGCUUAGAAGAUUUGGUCAAAGAAAAUGAAGAGAAAAUGAUAAUUAUCGACUCGCACGAGAAAGAACUGCAGAGGCUGCAGGAGCAAUUGGCAUCUCUUCGAUCCGAAAAGGAGGCACUUGAAGCAACAUUGUUCGACACAAAUACUACACUCGAAGCUACCGACAACAAAAAAGAUCAAUUAGAACGUGAAGUUCAAGAUUUGUUGAUCAAUAAGGAGAACAUGAAGAGUAACAUUCAACGAUUGACCAAAGACUUGGAGUCAAGCGAACGCCGAGCCCAAGAAAUGAAAGUUCAACUAACAAACGCGGCCGCCAAUCAGGAGGCAGAAUUUCUGGAAAAAAUCGCCUAUCUGAAAUCUCUCGGCGAAGACAAUGUCCGUAAAUUAAACGAAGAAAAGGAGCAGAUCCGUCAAUCUCUAGAGAAGCGUAUGCAACAAGCACUACAAGCAAUGGAGUCCACCAAAGAUGGGGAAUAUGAGAAUUUACGCGAACGAUAUGAAUCCCUUCAGCUGCACUUAGAUUCGAUUUGCCAGCAGCAUGAAGAAGUUAUGAUUCGUGCCGAAAAUGAGAAGCAGCAAGCACUGUUGAUUGCACAUCGAGACAAGCAGGCAGUGAUGGAAAAGUUGGAUCAAGUAGCACGGGAACUGGCAAACGAGAACGAAAAUAUGGAUCGUUUGAAGAGAGAAUUCGCAGCACGUGUUGAAAAAGAUCGAGGUGUAAACAAUCAGCUCAAGGAUGAAAUGGCCAAGUUGAGGACUAAGAUGGAAGAACAAAAGAUCAAGCUGGAAGAAAAGGUCAGUCAACUGGAAAUUUUUUUGAAUGGAAUGAGAGAAGAACGGGAUGCCGCCCAAAGAGAUGUCGAAGCGCUCAAGGUUCAGCAGCGCAUGACGGAGGACAAGGCCGAUUCUUUCAACAAUCAACUUCAGGAAACACUUCGAAAACUGAAAGAGACCGAGAACAUCAUGGAAAGUGUCCGGAAAGAAUUGAUUGACUCCAGACGUGCUCUGGCCGAUAGUAACAUUGAACGCGACAAGUAUGCAAAUACAAAUAAGGAUCUUCGCGAUCAUGUAAAACGUGUCGAAGGCCAGAAACGCGAACAGAGCCGCAAUCUAGAUGAAGCUGUUCAGAAAAUAGCUACACUCGAAGAGUCCCGAAAUACAAUGGACGUGGAAAAGACCCGAAUCUCUACCAUUCUAAAGGAAACUCAAAACAAUCUAGCAAAAUUGACCCAAGAGCAUCAAACUGCUCAAAAUACAAUUCAAAAGAUGCAACAAAGUUCAGGCCAGAAAGAUGUACAAGAAAAGGAACUACAAUCAAGGUUAUGCAACGAGACCGAAGAAAGAGAAAGAGUUCAGCAAGAAUUGCAUCAAGUGAAGAAACAGUUGUGUGAUUUGGACACAAAUCUUCAAGCAACUAGACAAGAAUUGGGUCGAGCUCGAUGCAAGGCAAAUCAAGACGAACACCGUUUCCACAAUCGCGAACAGGAAUUGUUAGGUCGAAUGGAAGAAGGACGUGGCCGCGAAAAGCGUUUGGAAGAUCAAAAACACAAUCUGGAAGUGUGUCUCGCCGAUGCCACUCAACAAAUUCAAGAGCUUAAAGCUAGAAUAGGGGCAGCUGAGGGAAGAAUCCGUGCAUUGGACGAACAAUUAGGUCAAACGGAUUGCGCAAAGAAAGAUGUAGAGAAUCGCUUGAGUUCCAUCGGGCAUACACUGCGUCGUAUCGCAGGGGUUCAGUUGGAUGGAUCUGUUAGCUUGCCGUACCGAUUGUUAAGUCCUUCGAGGCGUUACAGUCCAGCAAGAGGAGGUGGUCACGACUAUGACACCCGAAGCAUGACUUGUGAUGGCCCUUUGAUUGAUGUUGAUCCGGAAAUGGUUCGCAAAGGUGUACGAACUCUGAUGCAGCAAGUGGCACACAUUGAACGUGAAAAAGACGAUUAUAAAACGCAAUUAUGUACGGCAAAGAAACAGCUCCAGGAGGCGGGUGAACAACAUAAUCGUAGCGAGAACAAAAUUUCGAAGCUCCAACAAACACUGCGUGCAGUUCAGGAGGAUAAAUCAAAUGUUGAGGCAAAACUAACUCAAAAGACGACCACUUUGGCCAAUGUUGAGGAGGCAUUGAAGCAAAAGUCCGACGAAGCCAAUGCAUUACGUGAGCGAUGCAAUAGUUUGGAAUUACAAUUAGGAUCGGGCAAUGAGGAGAGAGGUCAAUGUGAGGAUCGUUUGGACAAAUGCCGUCAGAAUGGAGCCAGACUUGAAUCUGAAAAACGUCAUUUGCAAGAAGAAUUGGCUCGUUGUGACGGACGUGCCUCUAAACUUGAUCUGCAGCGCGUGGCACUUGAAGGAGAUAUACAACGACUUCAAAUGGCUCUACAGGAGAAGGACAACCACUUGCGCAACUUACAGGAACGCUUGGACAACCAGUCACGAUCGUCAACACAACUCGAAGACAGAUGCGUCGCCUUAAAAACAACUGUGGACCAAUUGAAGGAACGAUUGCAAGUUGCAGCAAUAACCGAAACGGAACUUCGUGGUGAGCUAAAUUGUCUUCAGAAACAAGGCGCUGAGCAGUCACACAAUGCCAUUGCCAAUCAAGAUAAAAUGAAACAAAUCCAAAAAUCAUUGUCGUCAAGCGAAAACGAACGCCGAAUUCUCAACGAACGGCUAGACGCUGCCCAGAACACCAUAAAUGAUUUGAGACGUUCGCAGCAAUCCCAACAGGAUGCAAUUCAACGACAGCAAGAGCAGGUAGCCGAAAUGGAAGUUCAAAAAUCGGCACUGGAAUCGCAAUUACGAAUUGCUAAGUGGAAUGAUAGCAGCGACCAGGUGGGUAAUGUGGGCGAAGAAGAUCUGUCUCGUCAGCUGAUGAACACCCAGCGUGAAAAGGCUGAACUGAAAGGAAAAGUGGAAGCGUUGAAUGAGAAAGUGCGUCAUCUGGAGAAUCUGAAGAGCAGCAAAUUUUCGGGACAAGUGAAAUUCGAUCGAUCCGAGAAGAGCUUGUACGGCGGUAACGAUGGCGAAUACGAUUCGAAUCGAUUGGAAACGGACAGCUGUUUCUCACGUGGCGGUGGCGGAACCGGUCACAUGAGUCUAAAUACGGGCUUCAAUUGUGGAUUGGACCAUUCAUUGAUCGAACAGGAGAAUCGUGAUCUUCGUAUGAAAGUGCGUCGCAUGGAAACGAUGUUAGCUGAAAAGGAAUCAGAGUUGGCUAGAGCAAAAGCUAAACUUUUCGAAAAUCCAAAAUGUCUUCCGGGUGACUCGGAUCGGUAUCGUUCAGCUCAACUGCAAGCGGAACGUUUACUGGAUGCCCGAGAACAGUCUCAUCGUCAACAAGUGCUGAGACUAGAAAAUCAAAUUUCUAUGCUUAGAGAGCAAUUAGCCCAAGAAGCUAAACGUCGGCAAAUGUAUAUUUUGAGAAGUACACGUGCCGGACGAGAUAUGCAUCAGCUAAGACAAACCCUUGGUGAUUCCUUAAGACAUGUUGCUCAAGAUCCGUUGGACUCAGGACUAUUGGAAAAUGAAACAAGAAGAUUGGACAGUGCCGUGUCGAUGAGUCUACCUCCGAACACGGGACGUGAUUACGACAGAAGUUUGAGUCCACGUUCAUAUAAAUGAAUUGUUUAAAUUGAAUGGCAUCGUAAUCGCUAAAUUUACUAUUUGAAGAAAUUGAACUAGUCAAAGAAAAGUCAAGUUAAAGUUUUCGUUUCUUUCAGGCAGCGCACAGAAAUACCCAAUCACUUCGAUGAGUUAUUGGACGCUGUCUUUCGUGAUAUUUUGUUUUAUUUUUUCUAUUUUAUUUAUUUUAGUUUAAAUCUUAAGUUUACCACCAAUCUCACAAUGUCAUUGCGACCACAAUUUUAUUUCCGGUUCCGUAUUUUCGUCGUCCCAGUUUUAAUUAAAACUUCUUUUUUUUCACCUUUAAUUUAGACAAAUUUAGUUCUCUCGUACGCGGAGAACGAGAGACCAUUAGAAUAAACAAAAGGAACACACUUUGCACGAAAAUGUGUUUCUAAACCUUUCCGUCCUUCGUAUUUGUGCACAUAGCUAGUAAUUCAGGUAGCUUAUUAUCCAUACAAUGUAACAAAACGUUACAAUGUUAUCACAAUUCUAUUCAUUGCAAUCACUUCCGUAAAUGAUUUUCAACUUACGGCGUGAUCGAAAUCCGCCGAACGGAUACGAUUCAUAUUUCUGGACUGCUAACCGUUUUUCGGAAUCGAAUUUUGGAUGGACAACUUUGCCAGCACCUACAGUAAUAUAAUUCAAGAAAAUCUGGGAUCUUUACUUAUUGGAUAAACACAGGACGAACGAGAUUGUAAAGCAUUUUGUAAAUAUUUGUUUCAAUCAAACCCAAUUCUUCAUUAAAAAAUGAAAGAGAGAUUUCUCUAACGACAGUAUGGGACAUCUAUGAGAUCGUUAGAUGCAACACGGUCUAAUAAUAUAAAAAAAAAAACAAUUUACGUGUGACGUAAAUUCAAAACUGGGUUUUAAAAAAGAGGAUAGUCCAAAACCGGUGAAAAAUGUUGCGAACAUAAACGCAACCACGCUGCAAUUGAUUAAUGGUCAAAACGAUCAAAAACAAGGUCGGAGGCGACAAAAGGUUGCCUCAAUAGAAUGCGUGUAUGAAUUUCUUUUAACCGGAUUUUUGUUCGUCUCUUUUAGUCGUUCAAAACAAGGUCUAUUUUUGGGAAUUUACUUUUUAAAAAUUCCGUAAAAUUCUUUCGAAAAAUUUCUUUAUUCAGAAAUUCAAGUGUUUUAAGGAAUUUUUUAGAAUUAAAUUUCCUAAAAUAGACCCUGUUUCAAAGUUCUAUCAUCCAAGUAUGUAAAAAUUUCAACUUUCAUGGGUAUACUUAACCUUUACACCAGUCAAGUGUUAAUAAUCAGAUUUAGUGUGUUGUGGAUGGUUUUCAAUUGCGAGUUCAACAGAACAUCUCAUUACUUUCAGAAGAAAAUACAUUUACCGUUUUUUUAACGGAACAUUUACACUGCCACUCAUUCACACAGUUACAAAUUAUUUUUAGAUUGAUAAUUAACCGGAAGACGCGCGGGUGUCUUCGAAACUCUCCCAUUUAUUAAUUAAUCAUUAUAGAGAAUGUGCACAAAUCCAUAAAUAAUAAAAAAAAAAACUUUUGAAUACUGCCAGUUUUCACCUCAUAAGGUACAAAGAAUUUUAGAAAAUUUAAAUUUAGAAAACGAACUAAACUAAAUUAGUUUCGAAUCAAUAAAU